Molecule: messenger RNA, 1569 nt
Organism: Cylindrotheca closterium
Lineage: Eukaryota; Bacillariophyta; Bacillariophyceae; Bacillariales; Bacillariaceae
Source: the annotation of a GenBank genome assembly
AUGGAAACGAAUGGCUUUGCCUCGCAGCACAGAGCUCGGACACCAAAGAGAAGAAGAACUAAUGUCCUUCAACUUAUCUACAUGCAUCGCCAUGACUGUGUAAAACAACUUUUGCCUCAUUUGCAAGCUCUGAAUUGGAACGAUAUGAAGGAUUCUCAAGAUGCCUAUGGAUCUUAUCCUCUACAUUAUGUAAUGUUUUAUUGUACUGGAAAUGGAGUGUUGGACAUCGUUCGGUAUAUUCUUCAGCAAGAUCCUGAUGCUUUGUACAAGACGACUAACCAGCAAAUGACACCCAUUCAUGUCAUGCCAGGAGUCGUCUUUAGUGGCGAUGUCCACAAAUACUCGUUGGAUAGUAUCCAACGAGAUCAGAUGAAAGCUCGAUCCUUCAUGAUGAAGCAGGACGCUUCCAUUAUGACAAAUAUCAACAGUUUCGGUAGAUUACCGCUAUCCGAAGCAGUGGUCAAAGGAUGCAACCGAAUAGCCAAGCAAAUGCUGAAGGAAUACCCUCAUUUGGCGUUUCAAAAGGAAGCCAAUGAUCGACUUCCGCUGUAUCAUGCAAUUCAACGCGAGAAUGAGGUUGCCACCACCGUGCUGAUAUACUACUACCCCAAGAGCAUGUUGCUGACUCCUCACUGUGAGGAUCAAUCAUCAGCACAACCACAGACGUUUCUACAAAUGGCAUUGGCCUCCCCAACAUUGGCUCUACCCGUUUGCCAGCAAUUGGAAAAAAUUAUGGCUGACAUGUUUGUGCUAAACCAGGAACUCCUCCUUACCCAAAACAAACUCAAGGCCAGCAAAGCGACACUAAAGACCAAGAAUUCAGAAGCCAAAAUAGCAGCAAACCAAAUCGAGCAACUCCAAGCCCAAUUGGCAAUGUCUACGGGAGGACAGUCAUCAGAACUAAUAAGUAUCAACGGUCCAUCUAUGGCUCCUAAAGCGUCUUCCCGCGUAGCCGCUGCUGCAUCAGUCAUCACAGCAACAACAGCAGAUUCUCCCACCACCGCGGAGUUUGAUCCACGGCAAGAGUUCUACUGGAAACAAACCAGAAAAUCGGAGAUUAUUUGUUUGAACAAUCUUGCCUUGCGCAAGCGCCAACAGGAGCAAGACGACAAACCAUCCGUGGAAGAUCUCAAGGCGAUUGCUAAAUCUCUCACGCGGCGGCUGGACUGUUAUACCAACAAUCGUUUGGAAGCCUUUUCACGAUUUCAUUCCUCCAAAAAAGGUACUGCGACCACUCGACGUAGUGGCAGUGGUGGUGAGAAUAAAACAAUGACACAGAUUGCCGUGGAAUAUUGUCUUAAACAUCCCAAUCCCGAUAGAGGUGACUUGCAUCAAACCAUUGAAGCUCUGAAUCAAGAACUGAUGCGAAUCGAAGGGAAGGAUAAGGGUCUCGAUGACGAUAGCGCCGAGGAUGAGUCGUCACAACUAUCUGGACAGGAACGCAAACGUCAGGCAUCAUCAAAGCAGCAUAACCAAACUCCAAGGCAUACCAAACGACCAAAAGUAGCUGAAUUGAAUAUCGAAAGUGAUGACAAUGAUGAGAAAGAAGCAGGUACCCUGUGGCUGUAG